AUGCCUACCAAAAUUCAAAUCUUUGCCAGAAGUGCUCUGGUGAAGCCUGUGACAGUCAACGUGGGAAGAGCCGGAGCUGCGAAUCUAGACGUCAUCCAGGAGGUUGAGUACGUCAAACAAGAAGCAAAGAUUGUUUACCUCCUCGAGUGCCUGCAGAAAACCUCUCCACCGGUUCUUAUAUUCUGUGAGAACAAAGCUGAUGUUGAUGAUAUCCACGAGUACUUGUUACUGAAAGGAGUGGAAGCUGUGGCUAUACAUGGAGGAAAAGAUCAGGAGGACAGAGAGUACGCCAUCUCUUCGUUCAAAGCUGGGAAGAAAGACGUCUUGGUCGCGACUGACGUUGCUUCUAAAGGGUUAGAUUUCCCUGAUAUACAACACAUGAUAAACUACGAUAUGCCUGCGGAGAUUGAGAACUAUGUGCAUAGGAUAGGAAGAACAGGCCGGUGUGGGGAAACUGGGAUAUCUACUACGUUUAUAAACAAGAACCAAAGCGAAACCAUGCUGCUUGAUCUGAAACACUUGUUGCAAGAAGCUAAGCAGAGGAUUCCGCCUGUCCUUGCUGAGCUGAAUGAUCCAAUGGAAGAAGCAGAGACCAUCGCUAAUGCAAGUGGUGUCAAGGGUUGUGCCUACUGUGGCGGUCUCGGACAUCGUAUUAGGGACUGUCCAAAACUGGAGCACCAGAAGAGUGUGGCAAUAUCUAAUUCUAGAAAAGACUACUUUGGCUCUGGUGGAUACAGGGGAGAGAUAUAA
Molecule: messenger RNA, 750 nt
Organism: Brassica napus (rape)
Lineage: Eukaryota; Viridiplantae; Streptophyta; Magnoliopsida; Brassicales; Brassicaceae
Product: DEAD-box ATP-dependent RNA helicase 35-like
Exons: 1
Coding region: 1-750 (249 amino acids)
Biological process (GO): mRNA splicing, via spliceosome
Cellular component (GO): spliceosomal complex
Molecular function (GO): RNA helicase activity; zinc ion binding; RNA binding
Source: RefSeq, a predicted model, not a curated record